UGUCACACGAACCGAGCAGCUGUUCAGCGAGGAAGAGAUCGAAUCUUAUGAACGAAGAGAUGGAGUUGAAGGCAACAUCCGGCCACGAAAGUGGUGUCCUACCGACCACAAUGGAUGAUGAUGAUCACUAUGAACCAUUUCGGCACCGCAGGGUGAAAAAACCUAGUUCCACUAGCGGCACGAUCAUUCAUAUGCUGAAGGGAUCGCUGGGCACCGGUAUCCUGGCGAUGCCCUCGGCUUUUCGCAACGGUGGCCUGGUGUUUGGGUUGCUCGGAACAACGCUCGUUGGCGUCAUCUAUGCACACUGCGUUUAUCUGCUCGUAUCUACAUCGCAAAAAUCCUCGAAACGCAUGCGCGUACCACAGCUUGGUUUUUCGGAAACGGCUCAAAGUGUCUUCCGGUAUGGUCCGCACGGUACGCGCCGGUUCGCCAAUGUUGCCAAAGGCUACAUCGAUUACUCGCUGCUGAUCGUCAGCUUCUUUUCCGUCUGUGUCUACUUGAUCUUCAUCUCAACGACGCUCCGGGGUGUAAUCAACAGCUUGACGGGACUUACUUGGGACACACGCAUUUACAUCCUGCUGACGGCCAUUCCAUUGAUUUUCGUGACGCAAGUCCGGGAGUUGCGUUACCUCGUGCCUUUCUCGGCCCUUGCCAACACCCUCAUACUGGUCACGUUCUGUAUCACGCUGUACUACAUCUUCCGGGAACCGAUCGAUCUGUCCGGAUGUCGGCUGUUUCCUGAAAUUACUGCUCUGCCAUCAUUCUUCGGGACAGUGGUUUACGCGGUGGAAGGAAUCGGUGUGGUGCUACCGGUAGAGAACAAGAUGAAACAUCCGGAACACUUUCUAGCCUGCCCUGGGGUGCUUGGAACGGUAAUCACCUUCAUUAUGCUGCUGUACAACGUGACCGGCUUUUUCGGUUAUGCACGCUACGGCGCCUCAACGGAAGCCAACGUAACGGCCAAUCUGGGUAGCGAUGAGGUGUUGGCCCUUUCGACGCAAAUCCUGGCGGCGCUCGCUAUCCUGUUCACACUCGGCAUCUACUAUUACGUACCGAUGGAUAUUUUGUGGCGUAAAGUGAAACACUAUUUCGUCCCGGAGCGUCAUAAUAUGGCCCAGAUAGCGAUACGGUUCGGCAUUUUGCUUGCGAUGACGGCACUAGCGUUGGGUGUGCCGGAACUGGAACCAUUCAUCGGACUGGUGGGUUCGAUUUGUUCCGCGACGCUCGGAUUGCUUACACCCAUCAUGCUGGAUACGGUCUAUCGCUGGCCGAUAGAGGGUAGCUUCGGCUGGUGCCGUUGGCGUUUGGUAAAGAAUUGCCUUCUACUGGCAUUCGGCGUGUUCAUCUUAAUCGUUGGCACCUACUUCAGCAUCAAGGAUAUCGUAAGCAUCUACGGUUGAGCGAGUGCAAAUGACCUAAUAAGUGCUAAAAUUAAACGAAUAAAGGAUGUAUGAAAC
This is a messenger RNA of Anopheles aquasalis, 1457 nucleotides long. RefSeq names its product proton-coupled amino acid transporter-like protein CG1139. NCBI's taxonomy places the organism in Eukaryota, Metazoa, Arthropoda, Insecta, Diptera, Culicidae. Gene Ontology annotation, molecular function: L-amino acid transmembrane transporter activity. Gene Ontology annotation, biological process: amino acid transmembrane transport. The record is from RefSeq and is a predicted model, not a curated record. Gene Ontology annotation, cellular component: vacuolar membrane.